GCCUAUGCUGAAAAAGAAGAAGACUACUGGGACUCUGUACUCUGGAGUGAUGAGACCAAGAUAAAUGUUUUUGGAACUGAUGACUUCAAAACUGUAUGGCAUUGCAAAGGUGAGGAGUACAAAGAAAAAUACAUGGUGCCUACAGUGAAACAUGGUGUUAGCAGUGUCCUUCUGUGAGGCUGCAUGAGUGCUGCUGUUUUUGGAGAUGGUAUCAUGGUAUCAUAAAUUCUCAGAUGUACUGCUCUAUAUUGAAAGAGAAGUUUUCCAAUAUGACAAUAAUCCAAAACACACAUCUAAGGCCUUUGUUGCAUUUCUGA
Messenger RNA from Staurois parvus, 317 nucleotides. NCBI's taxonomy places the organism in Eukaryota, Metazoa, Chordata, Amphibia, Anura, Ranidae. The record is from the annotation of a GenBank genome assembly.